Molecule: messenger RNA, 1101 nt
Organism: Trypanosoma rangeli
Lineage: Eukaryota; Euglenozoa; Kinetoplastea; Trypanosomatida; Trypanosomatidae
Product: 2-oxoisovalerate dehydrogenase beta subunit, mitochondrial precursor
Exons: 1
Coding region: 1-1101 (366 amino acids)
Biological process (GO): response to nutrient; branched-chain amino acid catabolic process
Molecular function (GO): catalytic activity
Source: RefSeq, a predicted model, not a curated record
AUGCUGCGGCGUUUCGGAGCUACGCACGUCGUACCUUCUAUUCUGCCUCUCACCUCUUCUGUUGCAGCUGCUCGAUGCGAGCAUACGGUGGGCGUUGCUUCCUUGCAGGAGAAUGAUGUUUCACAAGGGCCUGUGCAGAUGAAUUACCUUCAAGCCAUUAAUUCCGCGCUUGACCAAGCACUUACCAGAGACGAGAAAACGGUUUUAUUUGGAGAAGAUGUCGCCUUUGGGGGUGUGUUUAGGUGUUCCCUCAACUUGGCCAAGAAACACGGUCCAAUGCGAGUCUUUGAUGCCCCACUGUCUGAGCAAGGCAUCGUAGGAUUCGCCAUUGGAAUGGCCUCUGUUGGGUGGAAGCCCAUCGCGGAGGUGCAGUUUGCUGAUUACAUAUUUCCAGCUUUCGACCAAAUUGUGACGGAGGCGGCAAAAAUGCGGUUUCGCUCUGGAGGUCAGUUCCAUUGUGGGGGUGUCGUCAUCCGGGCACCGAGCUCUGCGGUUGGGCAUGGGGGGACGUAUCAUUCGCAGAGCGUGGAGGGUUUUUUUAACCACUGCGCGGGCCUAAAGAUUGUCAUGCCCUCCACCCCAUUCGAUGCAAAGGGGUUGCUGCUACAGUGUGUUGAAGAGGAGGACCCGUGCAUCUUCUUUGAACCCAAACGCCUCUACCGUACCAUGGUGGAAGCGGUGGACCCCGGCUAUUAUACGAUUCCUCUCAGUAAGGGAAGAAUUCUAACCGAGGGAAGCAACGUAACUGUUGUGACGUAUGGCGCACAGGUUGGCGUGGCAAUGAAAGCCGCUGAGCUCGCAGCCCAGGACGGUAUCUCAGUGGAACUUAUCGAUCUCCGCACCGUGAAACCGUGGGACCGUGAAAUGGUCGUGGAAUCUGUACGAAAAACAGGUCAUCUUAUUGUGACUCACGAAGCUUCCAAGACGGGAGGGGUCGGGGCUGAGAUAAUUUCUUGUAUAACAGAGGACUGCUUUCUGUCCUUGGAGGCCCCACCCAUGCGUGUUUGCGCACUUGAUACGCCCCAUCCCUUGCAUGAGCGACUGUAUUUACCAAAUGAAUUGAAGGUUUACGAGGCAAUUAAAUUGGCCACUGGAUACUAG